Kalmanozyma brasiliensis GHG001 is the source of this 1428-nucleotide messenger RNA. RefSeq lists its product as uncharacterized. NCBI's taxonomy places the organism in Eukaryota, Fungi, Basidiomycota, Ustilaginomycetes, Ustilaginales. The transcript has a single exon. The record is from RefSeq and is a predicted model, not a curated record. Bases 1 to 1428 code for a protein of 475 amino acids.
AUGGUCUCUCUCACAUACUCUGCACCAGCUCCUUCCGACAAUGAUCCCGUUUUCAUUCGCACCCACUUCCUUGGCCGUGUUGCCUCGGACGCCUCGGGCCUCGACUACCAGCACGAGCUCCUGAAGCGACGUAGCAGCCGACACAGCGAACUCAACCGCUGGAGUGCCAACUGGCUCGCACCUGUCACCAGCACGUUGAACUACGACAGCGACGAGUCGAGCGAUACGGACGAUGAUGCGUUCGACUACGACUCUCAGUCUGCUAGCAACAGCUUCAGCUCUGCUUAUCAUGCUCGCAGUCGAUCUUCGACACUCCCAUUCACCGAUGCAUGGAGCUUCCCCGCCGAGUCGAUCCGUGCUCGUUCCAUGACCGCUCCUUCCAUCGCCUCAUCCUCCACCACCCACGAGGCUCCCACUUUGCACAGGAGCAGAUCCAACAUCGGCUCUGAAACCCGAUUGAUGCCUGCGCGUCCACUCAGCAUCGACACUGCCCAGCCGCUUCGUCUGCCUUCUCUCAACGUCUCCACUCUUCCUAGCUCAUCUUCGGCAUCAAUCGAGGUACCUUCUCCCAUCGCAACCGUCGGUCCAUCUCCAAAGACUUGCAGUCCUCCUGUUGUGCGCAUCGAAUGCUCUGAAUCGGACGGCUCUUGCCACGGCGAUGCCGGUGAUCAGGAUCCCGAGGCACAGCUUGCGGCGGGCAUCAUCCGUCUUCGCGAGCAACGUCGACACUCUUGCUCGCCGAAAGCGUCACGCCGCACUAUCUCGAAGCGCCGUUCGUCGAUGCAACUGCCGCGUUCGGUUUCUCAGGCUCAGCCGAAAUUGUUCGGAGAUGUCGACUCGGAUCAAGCGCAGAGCGACAUCAUCCGAAGCUACGGCGGCAACUUUGUGCUUCGAUUGGCAGAGAUGGCGCUCGACUUCGGAUCGUCCGCGCUCGAAAGGCUCGUGGCUUCAAGCAGCGAUAAUUCAUCCGACGAGCGCGCGUCGCCGGCUCAGCUCUCGCCUCUCGAGCCCCGCCGUCGUUCGUCGACCACCCCGCAGGAGCUCAAUGCCGAGGCUGGCGAGCUUCUGCGUCGUCGUCGCGAGCGCAACAGCAAGUUGGCAUCGGAGGACAAGGCGACUCUGACCCGAUCCUGGUCCGUUCCCAAGCUGCUCAGCCUUCCUCUCUUCAGCCCUUCGGCUUCCCUCCGAGCUCUUUCGGCCACUACCGCUUCGACUCCUACCACUCCCACGGGUGCGCCCACCCACCUGCGUCCAAACUUUGGCUUCACCAGUAUCAGCCACAAGACGUCCAAGUACGACGAGCCCAAGUCCUUUGACGACGUCGCGACCACCUUUAGCCGACAGAGCGCGACACUCCACACCCAGCUACCUAGCGCCGGCAACACUUCGCCUGAAGCCCCUGCCGUCUCGCCUCUUUGGAGGCAGUAA